This is a messenger RNA of Sardina pilchardus (European sardine), 2529 nucleotides long. RefSeq names its product synaptotagmin-like 5 (gene sytl5). NCBI's taxonomy places the organism in Eukaryota, Metazoa, Chordata, Actinopteri, Clupeiformes, Clupeidae. The transcript is spliced from 17 exons. Gene Ontology annotation, biological process: intracellular protein transport; exocytosis. Gene Ontology annotation, cellular component: exocytic vesicle; plasma membrane. Gene Ontology annotation, molecular function: neurexin family protein binding; phospholipid binding; small GTPase binding. The coding region runs from base 442 to 2529 and encodes 695 amino acids. The record is from RefSeq and is a predicted model, not a curated record.
UGACGGACGGAUACACAAGCCUAGUCGGUGAACCCACGGGUGUCCACUCGUCCGUUGGCCAUCUUCUGAAGACCCUGUCAUCUUCCUUGAGUGUGCAGACAGCACGACCAAGAAUCAAGGAUCAGCCCACACUGGACCUAGUGACCAAUCACACGUCAGAAUCGGGCAGAUUGACAGACCAGAGGACCAAUUGCAUAACAGAGCAUACUAAUCACCACUGGCACAGAAUAGACCCAAUUACAGUGAAGCACACUCCCACCAGCAGAGCAGGAUCACCAAUCACUGAAGUCCAAGGGGCGGAGCGAGAAUCAAAAGGACCAAUCGCAUGAGCUGAAGAUUCAACCACUCCAGUGGUGCUGAAGACCAAUUAGGAUGUAUGGUGGAGCAGAGCCUUGACGUGAUUGGCUGAAGGUCUGUGUUGGUGAGCUGUGAUUGGCUGUGAUGGCGGGCAGGGCGGAGGCUCUGAACCUGUCCUUCCUGCAGGAGCAUGAGCGGGAGAAGAUUCUGGGAGUUCUGCAGAAGGACGAGAAGCUCCGCAAGAGAGAGGAGAAGCGCAUCAGGAAGCUGAAAAAUGAGCUGCUGGAGAUCAAGCGGCGCGGUCGUCGUAGCGAUGCGGAGCAGCGGGAGUGUGCGGUGUGUCUGCGGGCGCUGGGAUUGGUCCUUCAGAGGGGGCGUGUCUGUGACCAGUGCCAACACCGCGUCUGCAGCUUCUGCACGGCUACGCCCCCAGGAACCAAAGUCACACGCUGCACCGUCUGUACUAAGAUCUCGGAGCUGAAGGUGGCCACAGGAGAGUGGUUUCUAGAGGAACGCUCUAAACGCUUCAGUCAAGCCUCCAUCCCCAGCAGUGACAUCAUCAAGCAGUCCAUUAUGACCAGCCCAGAUGCAAGUCCCUCCCACAGGAACUCUUCUCCCCAAUCGCAGGACAGGUCACCCACGCCCCACUCACCCACGGCCCAAUCAGAGCGCAGCAUUGCCCGGUCCAAUAAGGGUGGAGCCAAGAGGAAGGGGAGCAGUGUGGUUGCUGUUGAGUCGUCAGGGUUACCAACAGUGCCAAACAAUCAACGAGCACAAUCAGCACUGUCACCCACACACCUUGAAGGCCGUAGAAGGCCUGAUGGAGCUGAGAGUGUGUACAGCCUGCGCAGCACUGAGAGCAUCCCUGAGAAGUUGGGUGGGAGGAGUCGGACCGGUUCGGCCACGCCCUCCAUCGCCGUCUCCAGAGCCUCCCUCUCAUCAGAUCGCAGUCGCUCUGAAGUUGACCUCAGUGCAUCGGGGGCGGGGCUAAACGAUGACGCUCUGGCUGGUCGCUGCCGGUCAGUUCCAGGCAUCAACGAAGCGGACUCUGAUGAGGACAUUGAUGCUCUGAUGUCGGCUCACUACAAAUCCACUCGCAGCAUGAGCAGCGCACUCUCUAUGUCGUCCACUCCGGGCUCAGAGCGCAAGAUUUACCUAAAUGUGCCCGACUCAGAUGCUGAGACUAGCAGUCUGAAUAGUAUGAUGAGCGUGUACAGUGAGACUGGUGACUAUGGCAACGCGCACGUUUCCGGGGAGAUCCUGCUCAACAUCAGCUACAGCUACAAGACAGGCGCACUCAACGUCAUGGUGAAGGAGUGCCGCUGCCUAGCAACCGGAGACGAGCGCAAACAGCGCACAGACUCCUAUGUGAAGACCUAUCUGCUCCCAGAUAAAUCUCGCCAGAGCAAGAGGAAGACGAGCAUCAAACCCAACACCACCAACCCAGUGUUCAACGAGAACCUACGCUAUGUCCUGAGCCACUCGCAGCUGGAGACGCGUACGCUGCAGGUGUCCGUGUGGCAUAACGGUCGCUUCGCACACAACAGCUUCCUGGGGGAGGUGGAGCUGACCUUCGACACCUGGGAGUUUGACCGACAGAUCGAGGAAUGGUUCUCCCUGCAGCCCCGGGUGCAGCUUGAGGGCAGUGUUGAGUCCACGUUGCAGUAUAAGGGGGAGCUGACCGUGGUUCUGAAGUACAUCCCUGCAGAGAAGAACGUCUCACUGCCCCUAGACCAGGUCCAAGUGGUGAAGAAGGGCUUCCUGAAGGGGAAGAGGAAGAAGAUCACUCUGCCUAAGGGAGGGAGGGUGGAGCUGCUGGUCAAGGAGGCCAAGAACCUCACCGCCGUCAAAGGAGGCUCCUCAGACCCCUUCGUCAAAGGCUACCUGUUGCCAGACGAGCGCAAGAGCACUAAGCACAAGACGUCGGUGGUGCGUGGCACGGUGAGCCCGCGCUGGAACCACACCUUCACCUACUGCGGCCUGCAGCCCGCCGACCUGCUCAGCGUGUGCCUGGAGCUCACCAUCUGGGACAAGGAGCCGCUGGCCAGCAACGUCUUCCUGGGAGGGGUCCGCCUGGGGGCCGGCACCGGUCUGAGUUAUGGGAAUGAGGUGGACUGGAUGGACUCCUUUGGGGAGGAGCGGCGACUAUGGCAACGCAUGAUUGACAACCCUGAGGUCCCCCAGGAGUGCACUCUAAUGCUCCGCUCCAGCAUGGCCAGGAGGAGCACCUGA